This is a messenger RNA of Puntigrus tetrazona (Sumatra barb), 1507 nucleotides long. RefSeq names its product LIM homeobox 2a (gene lhx2a). Gene Ontology annotation, cellular component: nucleus. Lineage: Eukaryota; Metazoa; Chordata; Actinopteri; Cypriniformes; Cyprinidae. The transcript is spliced from 5 exons. The record is from RefSeq and is a predicted model, not a curated record. Bases 1 to 972 code for a protein of 323 amino acids. Gene Ontology annotation, molecular function: DNA-binding transcription factor activity, RNA polymerase II-specific; RNA polymerase II transcription regulatory region sequence-specific DNA binding. Gene Ontology annotation, biological process: regulation of transcription by RNA polymerase II; neuron differentiation.
AUGGAAAACAACGAAUCAGGCCGUGAGUCUCCGGUGUGCGCGGGCUGUGGCGCGCUCAUCUCAGAUCGCUUCUACCUGCUCGCGGCAGACAGACGGUGGCACGAGCGCUGUUUGAAAUGCAGCGCGUGCCACGCUGACCUGGAGUCAGAGCUCACGUGCUUCAGUAAACACGGAGACAUUUACUGUAAGGAGGACUAUUACAGGAGGUUUUCUCUGCAAAGAUGUGCGCGGUGCCGCCUGGGAAUCUCUGCCUCGGAGGUAGUGAUGCGCGCCGGGGAGCUGGUGUACCACUUGAGCUGCUUUUCCUGUGCCACCUGCGACAAAGUGCUGCUCACCGGAGAUCACUACGGGAUGAGAGAGACGUCAGUGUACUGCCGGGUGCAUUUCGAGAUGAUGCUGCAGAGGGAAUGUCAUGCAGAUUUGUAUUAUUCAGACAUGUCUCCAGGAGAGUCGAACCUCGAGAGCGCAGCGCGCGAUGAAGGGACCCCUGUGCACAGAGGACGGGCACGGAAGAGGAAAAACCGUGAUGCAACAGACCGCGUUGCUUAUAAUUCAGAUGUGAGCGACAUGGGUGUGGACUCGUCGGAGAGAGUGAGCUGUCAGAAGUCCAAACGCAUGAGAACGUCUUUCAAGCAUCACCAGCUGCGAAGCAUGCAGAACUUCUUCACCCACAACCACAAUCCAGAUGCCAAAGACCUCAAAGAGCUCGCCCAGAAAACCGGCCUCACCAAACGUGUGCUCCAGGUUUGGUUCCAGAAUGCCCGUGCGAAAUUCAGGAGAAACUGUCUCUAUCAGGAGAGCGUGGGAGCGGACAACAUUUCUGACAACUCCACCAUCACGUCCCCAUCAGUGCCUUCACCCCAGCUGUCCCACAGAUCUGUGAGCCCGUCCAGCCCCACCGGCACCUCUCCAUCACAACACACACACAACACACACUCCCCAAUGCCUUCUGACUUCCUCUACCGCUCUUAAGAUCUGUGUGUAACGAUCACUCAUCGACUGAAAGAAAGAGAAUCGCAAAGGUCUCAUCCAGCUGUUUUUUACCGUGCCAUGCCAUUUUAAUCUGAUUUAAAAUUCGGAAUAUGCAUACCGCAUAUUAUAUACUGUAUGAUGCCUGUUAUAUUUAGUGAUGCAUCAAUAUGCGAUAUGGAGUUAUAAAUGUUUUACGAGGUAAAUUGUCACCGUUUCAUGUCAUCUUGGAAAUGGCGAUGUAUAUAUGUCUGAUAUCAUUUGUAAAAGGGGCACUGAUCAAAAAUACAGUUUUCAAACAUUUUAACAGCUGAUAAUAUUAACAAUGAUCAGCAUAAUAAAAGAUCAUGAUGUGAAACUGAAAGCUGGAGUAGAAUUCAGCUUUGCGUAACAGGAAAAAAUGACAUUUUACAUUAAAUUCAGCUUUUAACAAUAUUACAGUUUUACUGUAUUCUUGAUCAAAUAAAUGCGGUCUCGGCGACUAAGUUAUAAAACUAAAUCUUACCGACCCCAAUAUUUGCGUAAUAUCAAGCCAUUA